This is a messenger RNA of Alnus glutinosa, 742 nucleotides long. RefSeq lists its product as uncharacterized. NCBI's taxonomy places the organism in Eukaryota, Viridiplantae, Streptophyta, Magnoliopsida, Fagales, Betulaceae. The record is from RefSeq and is a predicted model, not a curated record. The transcript is spliced from 2 exons. Bases 113 to 619 code for a protein of 168 amino acids.
CCGAGCAUCCACCAGCAAGCAAGCUAGAAAUUCCCUCUUGGGGUUCUCACUACUACUCUCUAAGUCGCACGUCUUGUUUAAAUAUUCUCUAUAUAAAUUUCUCCGAUCGAUCAUGGCGUUUAGGUCUACGAGUUACUUGAAAGGGAUGGUGAGUGGGUUACGAGCAGGAAGCGCAACAUACGCGACGUCGAGCUCGCCAAAGCUGAAGACCUAUGCCCCAGCUGCAGAUUACGCCCAGCUUUAUGAUCAUCAGUACCAACACAGCACUACCAAGCCAAAGCCCGUGAAGGGUGACUUUGUGCCCGUGUACGUGGCCAUUGGGAUGAUAGCGCUGUCCGUGGGGCUGGGGCUCCACACCGCGACGCAUCAUCUGGCGCGCAAUCCGUCGGUGUUCGUCAGUAAGAAGAGGAGGGAGACGAUUCCGGAGGUGGUGGAGCCAGAGCAUGUAGCGGAGGAGGCCGAGCAAUUCAUCAGGAAAUCUUUCUUUAGGAAGGUGGCCCAUGUGCAGGAGUUCAAUAAUCCUGAGAAGCAGGUCAUCCCUGAUCCCAUCCGUAAAGAUGCCUACGCCCACCGCCCUCGACUUGAGACUCUCAAGUCCGUUAGGGUUGAGCCCAAUUAAGCGCGCAGCUCUAGACCUGUCGAUCUACUUCCACUACUGUUUUAUAAUUUAUAUCUUUUGGUUUUUCCUUGUGAAUGUCUAUCCAUCGUCGUAAAUUAAUGUGAUCAUCAUGUGGUUGGUUCA